AUGACAGUCACAACAACCCCCGACGACUGGAAAAAGAAGGCAUCAAGCUACAAAUCCAUGACCGGCGGGCUAAACGUGAAACCCAUAACCGUGAUGCUGGAGUGCCUGAACUCGCGCUUCCCACUCGCAUCCGCAACCGGAAUCCUCGACGACGGGUGCGGGCCUGGUCCCAUCAUGACGCGGAUUAUCGAUGAGUUUGGGAAACAUCUUCCGGCAGAGUGUACCCUGGCCUGCUCGGAUUUCGCACCGGCGAUGGUCGACCAGGUUCAGGAGGCGAAGAGGCGCUUCGUCGCUGAUGAGCCGGGGUCGGUUUGGGGUCGUGUUAGGACCGAGGUCCUGGAUUGUAUGGACUUGGCUACUGUUGGGGAUGGAGAGAUGAGUCAUGUUGCGGCUGGUUGGUCCUUCUUCAACGCCAACAACCCCCAGAAAGCGCUCUCCGAAUCCCUACGCGUCCUCCAGCCAGGCGGCGUGUUAGCAGCCUCGUCCUGGGCCGAAACCGACUGGCUCAAGAUCCUGCGGACAAUCACGAAGAUCGACCCGGCGCGCAGCCCGCCCGCCAUCCCCGAGGACUGGGCGAAUGCAGGUAAUUUGGUAGCGCAGCUUGAGAUUGCGGGGUUCCGCGACGUCGAUGUUUAUGAGGUCCCCGUCGAUAUACCGUUCCGCUCGUAUGCGUCGUUUGUGGAUGUGAUGAUGACGAGGGUUACGCAGAUGAUGACGGCGAGCCAGGACUUGGAUGAGAGGCAGAAGACGUUGCUGAGGGAGUUGAUGACGGAGGAGAUGAAGGGCUUGUGUCCGACUGAGCCUGGGGUUCUCAAGGCCGUUUCGUUGGUUGCUGUUGGGGUGAAAAGUUGA
Messenger RNA from Aspergillus alliaceus, 852 nucleotides. RefSeq names its product class I SAM-dependent methyltransferase. The transcript has 3 exons. The record is from RefSeq and is a predicted model, not a curated record. Gene Ontology annotation, molecular function: S-adenosylmethionine-dependent methyltransferase activity. Lineage: Eukaryota; Fungi; Ascomycota; Eurotiomycetes; Eurotiales; Aspergillaceae. Bases 1 to 852 code for a protein of 283 amino acids.